This is a messenger RNA of Candida tropicalis MYA-3404, 1290 nucleotides long. RefSeq lists its product as uncharacterized. Gene Ontology annotation, molecular function: transmembrane transporter activity. Lineage: Eukaryota; Fungi; Ascomycota; Pichiomycetes; Serinales; Debaryomycetaceae. The transcript has a single exon. Gene Ontology annotation, biological process: transmembrane transport. The record is from RefSeq and is a predicted model, not a curated record. The coding region runs from base 1 to 1290 and encodes 429 amino acids. Gene Ontology annotation, cellular component: fungal-type vacuole membrane.
AUGAAUUCGGAACACUCAUUAUCUCAUCCAGAAGAUGAACUAACUCUAGAGGACAACACCCAGUUGGAUGAAAACUCAUCAACUUUAUUAAGGUUAGGGUUGCAAACUGUAUUUGCCGGAUUUCUUUGUAAUUUUAUGGUAUUUGGGAUUGGAUUUUCCUAUGGUGUCUUCCAGGAAUUUUAUGGUUCAUUUGUUGGUCCAUUGUUCAAUUAUUCAGAAUCAAAAAUUGCUCUUAUUGGUACUAUUAGUAAUUCAUUAAUCUACUUGUGUGCUAUAUUCAAUAAAACUUUAAUGUACUAUAUGUGUCCUCGAAAUGUCAUGUUGAUCGGAUGCGGAUUACUGUCAUUGGGGUUAAUACUAACUGGUUUUGCUUCCUCUUAUUAUCAAUUUGUAUUAUGUUCCAUCUUACAAGGUGUUGGUGGAAGUGUAUUGUAUAUCCCGCCAGUUAUCUGUGCUCCCGUAUACUUUGACAAGCAUAGAAGUUUGGCAAUGGGCUUUUUGUUUUCUGGUACCGGUGUUGGUGCGUUUUCCAUUGCAUUGUUUACUCGUUACUUGCUUGAAGCCGUGGGAUGGAAAUGGACAGUACGAACAUUGGGAUUAAUGAAUUUCGCUGUGGGUAGUUUUGCUAGUAUUCUAGUGGUUGAACCAAAAAUCCCGGGAUUUAAAUCAAAUGCCAACGGUUUGUUAAAUUUUAGUCAAAUUCGUUCUGGUAAAAUCAUCUUGCAGUUAUUAGGUUCGUUAUUACAAUCAGCUGGAUAUUUGAUGCCAUUGAUAUUCAUGUCCAAAUAUGCUGUCUCAUUAGGGUUCACAAGAAGUCAAGGGGCUCUUUUCAUUGGAAUUAACAACUUGGUAAAUGCAGGAUCCAAGGUGUUUUUGGGUAGUUUGGCAGAUAUGUUUGGAAGGUUAAAUACUUUAAUUGUUUGCAGCAUCUUAAGUGCAGCAUUCGUAUUUGGAUUGUGGCUCCCAGGAUUACGUGAAACUUUUCUUGCAUUGGUGGUUCUAUAUGGUGUUUUCUCUGGAGCAAUAAUUGCACUAUUGCCUUCUAUAUUGAUUGAAGUAUUUGGAAUGAAUAUGUAUUCACAGUUGAAUGGAAUUCUGGUUUUUGCAAGAGGAAUUGGUGUAAUAAUUGGUAGUCCCAUUGGUGCUACCUUAAUUGUGCAUAAUGGAUCUCAGCCAAAGAACUAUAUAAAUGCAAUCAUAUAUAAUGGCUCCUUAUUAGCUGCAUCUACAAUAUGCUUAACAAUUCUCUGGAUAAGUGUUGGCAAAAGUAAGAAAACAUGGAAAGUAUAG